Podarcis lilfordi (Lilford's wall lizard) is the source of this 37803-nucleotide messenger RNA. The record is from the annotation of a GenBank genome assembly. Lineage: Eukaryota; Metazoa; Chordata; Lepidosauria; Squamata; Lacertidae.
UGGAGCAGCUCUCCGGCUCCAUCACAUGGGGCUACUCCACAUUUUAUGUAAUAUUCGGGCCUUUUUUGUUGUUGUUUCAUGUUUGUGCGCGCGCCUGUGUUCAGAAGGUAACCAAAAGGGUCGUGGGUAGGGUGGGGGAAGCAAUCUGGCGAGUGAGCAGGAAAAGAAAAGUGACCGAUUGUGCUUUUUCUGUUUGCAAAUCCUGCCGCCACGCUUCUCCCCUCCUGCGAACUCGCCCCAAGUUGACGCACGCGGAGAGGCGGCCGGUGCGCCCUGCAGGAAUCCAGAGGCGAGGGAGGAAAUCGGAUGUCCUUCGCUUCUCUCCCAGCCUCUUGGAAAGGGGAGCGGAUGGGCAGCGCGUCGGCGAAGUGGCACGAUCGCAGCAGGACCCGUCAGAAGAGUUUGAGGAGAAGGGGGCGGGUGGAGCUCGCACUUACACAAGCAACCUCCACUCCGCCCCGGCCGGCACCUCUCCAAAAAGUAACCUGCUCGCUUAGUUUCCGCGCAGACGCGGCAAAGGAGCGGCGGGCGGCGCGCUGCGAGCGAGCUUGACUUUUCCCCGGUCGUGGUGGGGACAAAGGGUCAUCCUCCCCUGCGCCGCCGCCUCCCCCUGUUGUUUUUGUUUUGGUGUCUGUCUGGAUGCAUUCGAAAGCUUCUAUGUCUCGGGCGACGAGGCUGAGCAGGCACCUCUUGGGUGAAAAGGGAUGAAAUAGGGGCAAUAAAAAAGGGUGGGACGACGACCCGCAAUAAACAAAGGAAAGUGAAAGCGGAAAGCUGCUCGCAUUGCACCAGCUGCUGCUUCUCGAUCCGUUGCAAAGUUCUCCGGAGCUCGCUCUGCGUGGGGAACCUCCGGGGAAGAGCGCUGCGCCUUUAAGAGCCAGCGAACCACUCGGCUCGUGGUCUUGCCCCCCCCCACCCCCCAAAGCAGGAAGGUGAACCUCCCGGCCUUUUUGGGAAAGUGUCCCCGGUCGCUGCAGGAGGCUACUUCGCCACGCCAAGUUGCUCCCACGGGAGACUCGGUUUUGCAGGGAAAUCCUCUUCCCACCCCCGCCCCCAAUUCCAUCCCCGCACCUUUUCGAUGCCGCUCUUCUUCAGAGGCGAUCGCCCUUCGCCCGUUGCCCUGGGAGGCACCCUUUAGCCAGCCCCGCUGCCUGCCUGCCCUCUCUCUCCGUGGCAGGAGCCAUGGAGAUUUUCCUGUGCGCCGCUUGCCACCGGGCUCUAUGGGACCCAGUGACCGUGUCGUGCGGCCAUACCUUCUGCAGAAGAUGCCUCGGAGGAGACUUGCCCUCCAAGUGCCGGCUCUGUGGGGGGAAGUCCGUCCUGCUGGGAUCGCGGACGGUGGCCUGCAACGUCCUGCUGUGUGACUUGUUGGAGAAAUGCUUGGACAAAGGCACUCAAGUGGCCAGGCUGAAGACCGACUUGCAGGAGCUGCUGAGAAGCAGAGACUACCGGGCAGCGCUGAGGAGCGUGCAGAAAGGGCUCGCGCUGGGUAAGCGUUGCAUGCCCCAGAGAUGCCUUAUUGGGGACUGGGGACACUGACGGGUCUGGUGGGGGUAGAGGGGCAAGGCAGGUUAAUAGGGGGGCUUUGACGGAUUUCUUUCGGGAGUCUUGAAUUUGAAGACACACACCCCGCCGUCGCCGGUUAUGCAACUUGUCACCGUAUCGCAUUGUGUAAGCAGCGAGGGACAAUCCUCGAUAACAGUUUGUCGCCGAGUUCCUCGUUUCCUGCUCCUUACAGGCAAGAGACUUUGCGGACACGGAGCCGCCUUCCGCGUAUGCCACAUAUGCAUGUCGCAUUCUGCCAAAACGGCUCUUUGCAUUAAUUUUUUUUUUAAAAAAAUAUUAUUAAAAGUAAACUUUUGGGAAGUUUGCUUCUCUUGCAACUUUUUAUGCUGCGCGUGUGUCAAGGAGAAGAAGGCGUCCAGUGGCGAUGGUGACAUCAGAAAAUUACUUAUACAACGAGGGUUUGUUGGUUUGUCUUUUUAUAGAAAAAAGCAUGGCUUUGCCUUAUAUGGCAGGCACAGCCCUUUUAUAGGGCACCUCGUGGGACCUUUGAAAAGCUGACCUAUGCGAAUUGUGCUGCCGGAUUUGCUGGAUCUGUUCAGGGGUGUGGGGAACAUGUGGUUGCCUUUGGCUCCUCUUUGUGGGCACAGAACACAAAAAUAAGGGUAGGACAUGGGAGCAGCCAAGAUUUUUGUUAGGGGGGCAGGGUUUUUUUGGGGGGGAAAGAACCUCAGUUUCCUAUGUACUUUAAUGGAAUUUUAUUGAUGGGGGGCAGCUGCCCCCCCCUUGGCUAAGUCCAUGGAGUAGGACGUAGUCAUAGUUCAGGAUUACUGGUCAUUUCUGUAGCUGUCCUUUCUGAACUUAAUAGGCAGUAUGACUUGCCCAAGACUGUGUGGGGAUUUGAACCCAGUACACGCUUUGCUGCACAAAAUAAAAGUGUAGCGGGCAAUACGAUUUCUUCCCUGAUCAUAGAACUGGAAGGGACCACAAGGGUCAUCUAGUCCAACCCCCUGCCACGCAGGAAUCUUUUGCCUAAUGUGGGGCAUGAAUCCACAGUCCUGAGAUUAAGAGUCUUAUGCUCUACUGACUGUGCUAUCCUUCCCUAGAGAAGACAUACACUCCCUCUUUCACCUCAUCAUUUACAUGCCCACUCCCCAAACUCAGGGAGUGUUGUGAUUUCCACCCCCAGGCUUUCUUUAAAUAGUUGGCUGAUAGGGAGAAAUUCAACAGGCUCCUGGUAUAGAGAGGCAGUGAAAGAGAAAGCUGCACCUAUUGAAUUAGCAUGACAUUGUGUUGGGGGGUAACCAUCAAACUGAAGAGGGGGAAACUGUCAAGUGGAGGCUGGAUGAGCUUAUUCCACUGUGCUAGGCUCACCUGUUUUAUGAAACACCUGUGCUCCGCGUUUGAGUCAUUGCGGACUCUGAGCUGGUGUUUUAUAACAGGCUCUUAACAAAUGAAGAAUGAUGUGAGGGCCUCAGCAAUUCUAUAAAGAGAUGAAGGUCUGAAUCAGUGAAGCCUGUAUGAUCCAGCUGCUCUUGAAUCCCACAAGCUCUAGGUCACCUCAACUUUACCAACCUCAAAGGCAGUCCUCCUAGAUUCCUCUCUAGGCUUAUUCAGGAGGGAACAUGUUGAAGGGUGCAAAUAACUCUCUGGAUAAUAUAGAUUAAAGCUGUAAGUCUAUGCAUGCUUACCUGGGAGUAAGCCCCAUUGAACACAAUGUGACUUGCUUCUGAGUAAACCUGCUUAGGAUCUCACUGUUAAAUCCUUUAAUUUAGCACUUGGUUUUGGAGCUUGUGUGUGUGUGUGUUUAUAUAACACAGCACAAAGAUUUCCGUUUCUGUGACAGUAAUCAGCGGUUAGCAUAAAAGCUAGCCCUCACUUUGGGUCAUGAAUUUCUUGUCAGGACUUGCCUGUAAACAGCAUGUUAUGUUAUUUAUGUUUUGUAAAUUCAGCAAAAUAUGCAUGACUAGCAGUAGUCACAAGGAUUCAUUUAGGAAUUAGCUGGACAUUUAUUCAGUUUAUUAUGGAGAGAUUUAUAUUUCUUGUGUAGAAGUCCAACUAUAUUCCUGGUUUUACAACAAGAAACUGAUCUGAAAUUAACCUUUAAUUCCGCCAUGAGCUAUAGUACUGGAUUCACUUUUGUGUCUGUAACCAUUUAAACCACUCUCCCAAACUGCUUAAUGGCUUGUUUGUCACAAAAUACCUUUAUUUUUGUAUGGUAUUUGCAUAUAGAUAGACUGUGUGUGUGUGUGUGUGUGUGUGUGAGAGAGAGAGAGAGAGAGAGAGAGAGACUUUCCUGAAAAGGCUGGUCCAGAUCAGUGAUUUUUUUUUUAUUCAGUUGUAAAAUCCUCACCUUUUCUGCCAAACUUCUAGCAUGCAAAGCUGACUGCGUAGUCUCUUGGAGUCAGUUUGGGUUAUCACAUUUUUCUUCUGGAGACUCUGUGUCUUUGACAGCCAUGCAGCAGGCAGCUAUUCAAGAGGUGCAGCUCUCCCAACCACUGUCUUUGUGCUAGGCGGGUUUUUGCAUGUUCAAUUUCUGCCUGUUGUUUUGCUAGCAAUGGUUUAGAGACUUGGUCAGGAAAAUAAGGCAGCCCUAUGUAUUUAGUUAAUAUUGCCUGUUUGAUAGAACGUGCUCUUUCUUCAGCUCACCUCUUAAAGCAACAAUUUAAUGCAUUUCACAACAGACAAUAACUUCCUUAUGGAAACUCACCAAACUGGCAUUCUGUUGUUUUCAGAGCCACAUUUAUUGCUCUAUUCAUCUUCACUUCAUAAUUUCUUUCUAUUAUUGCUUUGGUUUGUGAAAGAAACAGCAUGCAAUAAAAUCCAGGGAAAUUGAAACCUUUUCAUUUUAGGCUAGUUUAAUGUUUCUUCUCUUCAAAAUUAUGAUUGCUAGGACUCCCACCUCAGUCAAAUAUUUUCCAGUAGACUAACUUAAAACAAACCUUUGGGAUCUUCUCUGCCUUUAGCAGCAAUCCUUUACACAAUUACCUGCGAGUAAGCUGCACCAAAUUUAAGUUGGUUAGAAAUCAGUUCCUACCAAUCCCAUGUUUUUGUGUAAUCCUAAACCUGAUUUCCGAAGUCUGAAAUGGAUUGUGAACAAUAUUAUUUUGAUUCAUUAAAUUUCCAUCUUUCUCUUCUUUGAAAAGGAGCCCAGGGUGGCAAAUAGCAAUGUAGUAAAACAAUAGAAUUUAAAAAAUGAAAUAAAACCUGUUUAAAACAUUAAGGACGAGAGCAUAUGCAAACAUCAGGAAGAGUUUUGCAUACAAUAGUUAAAGGGCAAGUACUGCUGCUGUUGCAGAAAUGAUUGGGUUUCAUGCAGGGGCAAUUCUUAAGCCGUACCUUUCCCUUUCAUCCUGCAAGGCUACAAGGUGGUUCAUUUGGCCAACAUGCACUUGUGUGCACACCCAUACAGCACAUCUGUGUGCAUGCAGACCACACAUGAAUGCACAUAAGCAGGUGCGCACACACACAUGCACUGAGCAGAGGUGGUACAAACAGGUAGACAAGUGAACACACAACAUUUACAGAUUCAGCUAGGCUCACUUGCCAAAGGCAGGGCACAAAGGCAGCCAGGCAGCAGUGUCUCUCACACAUCCCCUCAGCAGUGAGGGGCAUACACAGACAGACAAACACAUUAACACAGGCAGGCAGACCAGCCAAAUAAGGGGGGGUAUUUCUAGCUCUUUUCCUCCCCAUUAUACUGCUCUGGGAACUAGAGGUUUCCUUCCACAACACUGUGAUGGGGAGGAAAAGGGAGUCUAUUCAAAGAUCUCUUUCCUUUGCAAGGGAAUCUCUUCUUCUGGAGUUGGUGCCAUUGGAAGAAGGUCCUGGGGCUCAGGAAACAGGAAGAAGCAUUUUUGGUCCCUGUUUCCUUAAAACCACCUUGACAUGGCUGCCACACAAGAGGGAGAAGAAGUGCCUUAGCAAGUCAAGGCAGAGGCUGAUGGACCCUCCACAGCGGAAAUACCAUGGAACUACAAUAGGGAGCCCCUUCAAUAGAAUAGUUACAUUAAAAUAAAUAAGUAAUUAUAUCCAACUUUUUUUAAAAAAUGGAACGUUGUUUGUUUCCUCACCAAAUGUUUAGGAGUGAUGGAGAUGCAUUAGCUAUAUUUAUGUGGGAACACAGGGUAACUGGAGAGAAAUGGUAUUGGUGUGGGAUGUGCUCAAUGCAGCCCCCUUGUGUUCUUCAUAAUUCUCUUAGACACAGACUGUUUAAGCAAUUAAAUCUUGGUCCACAUUUUGAACAGUGCAUCAGCCGCCUAUCCAGCAACCCAUCUUCAACCAUAUCAAAUGAUUUAAGACCCUCAGCUCUUUAUUUACUCACACAAGAAGAAGACCUGGAUACAAAACAGAACAGUUGAACAUCAGGUGUAGAUGUUGGGUGGGAGACAGGUGAAGAAACAGCAAUUGGUUAAUAUGACAUGUGGCAAGACCCUAAACUCAGGCUGUUUUUUAUUUCAUAUUGCAACCUUCAUACAAGCAGAAGGUUGUGAUGUCCCACGUGUGACAAAACAGGUGAGCAAGCAGGUGAAAGAGUGCAGCUCCACUUACAAGUUAGAUCUAUAUUUAUAAUCUUCUCGCCUACAGUAGCAUUAGGAUAGGGAUGAGGUACCUGUGAUCUUCCAGCUGCAGGUGAUACUGGGCUCAUCAGCUUCAGCCAGCGUAGCUGAUGGCCAGGGACCAUGGGAGUUGUAGUCCAGCAACAUCUGGAGAGCAAGGUACCCCAUCCCUUCUUUAGGUGGCUGUCAUGAGCUGCCCCCUCUCUUAUAAUGCCCCUGUAGGAAGGCCUUGGCUUGAAGCUGUACUUUAGAAACAGGAUGCUCUAGCAAAGCGACAUAUGAGAAAUGGCAGAAUGUAGCCACUAGAAAUGGGAAGGAAUCUUAUCCUUCACCUCAAGCAGCAAAAUGUCUUGGAACUGUCACCCAAGUUGUACAACUGCUGCUUGUGCUUCCGAGUCCAUGCCUCUGGCAUGACUAGAGAGGAGGAGGAGUUGGUUUAUUUCCUGAAAAAAUCUGGUGUGUUUUCAAAGUAGGAUGUUGCUUUUCCAGUUCCUAUAGGCUUCAUAUUAUCAGUGAGAAGAACGCUCUCAAUAAGCCUGGGGGACUAGGACAAAUCAACUGCUGCUUGUGCCUCCGAGUCUCUUGCCACUAAGCAAUACCAUCCACAUAAGAUACCAAGCCACCUCAGAUUGUUCUAACACAAUCCAGACUUCACUGUGUCACAGGCAGAAAGCAAGAACUGAAGGUACACGCAGUACAGAUAACAAGUCGAGCUUGACUAUAAACUCACUUCAAAUCACCUCUCUCUUAUGCUCAUGUUGUCAGCAUUCUGUCGAGCAUUUAGAAGUCACCAACCCAUUUUACAGAUGGAUAGUGCAGAGAUAGAGAUGACUUCCCCAGCACAGCGGGUGAAUCUAUGGUGGAAUACUCGAGCACAACAAACACUAGAUCUUGCUGAGCCUGGCUAUGGCAUAACUUUUUAGUAGAGCAUGUUGUGGAUCAGGUAUGUAGGGCUAUGUAAGAAUAGCCUAUAAACUGUUAAUGGGCCUGAAGAAGUCUGGCAGUAAUCUGGCAAACUGACACAGUCCUAAAUUCUGUGCAUCCACUCUUGGCAUGUGGCUGGUCAUCACCAAGGCCCCAGACAGGAGACAGUGUGGCAAUCUUAAGUAAAAGAGUUGGAUUCUGCAAAGCAUGGUACUGCUUGCAGAAGUAAGGUGCAGAGUUGUUUGGGUGGUGAUCCCAAUUAUACUUGACACAAAGCAAGAGUGGUGCUCAGAUUUAAUUGCUUAUUAUAUACUCUUAUUAUAUAAUGUGCCUUUUCCCCUGACGAGACUCAAGGCCGCUUGCAGAAUCUGUACCUUGCUACCAGGUUGCCUUUAGACUGCUUUUUCAGUCAACCAAGUCGGACAAAAUGAACAGUCUCUCCACUACUUCCUCUUCCAUCUUAUCACCUAGGUCAGGGGUCAGCAACCCACGGCUCCGGAGCCGCAUCUUUUACACCAUUGCCGCAGCUCCGGGGCGGAUGCUAGCGAGGGGAGGAGGCGCAUUGUGCGCCCCAACACUCCCCACUGUGGCGGGCGCUGUACUGGCUGUGACGUCGCAUGGGGGCGGUGCGUGCUUUAGUCACGCACCGUCCCGACGUCACCUUCCCGCCCGCCCGCCCGCUACAUUGUAAGGGGCAUGUACGCUAGUCACUGCAUUGAAAGGGGGCAUGUACGCUGGUCACUGUUUUGAAGGGGAGUGAAGAACAUACACACAAAAAGGUAACUUGUUAAUUUAACAUUUAUUUCUAUGAGGAGGAGUAAUUCUGAGGGGUCAAACACAGAAAUAAUAAAAAGUGACAAAAAAGUUAUUUUUAUAAUGACGAGUUUUGCGGCUCCCAGUUUUUUUCCCUUCGGAAACGGGUCCAAGUGGCUCUUUUUGUCUUAAAGGUUGCAGACCCCUGACCUAGGUUCAAAGACCCAACUGAAAGAAGACAUACUUGGGUGCUGUGAAGAUGCAACAAUGUACCCACCACCUUAGCCCAGUCCAUACAACCCCUUACAAUGUUGCUUGCCUAGGAAAUGGCAAAGGCACUUAAAUAUUUUGUGCAAGGCAAAGGCUAGGCGAAGGCCUUAAAGAUACCGGAAAGCCACAGGUUAGCCUUCCCUGCUAUUAUCCAAAAGGGAUUUAAGGCAAGGAUAAGGAUAUUAUUGUCUGCGGAGUCCAGGGCAAACUUUCUCUUGCUCCCACUAAAAAGUAUUUUAUGCAACAACAUGCCCUCAGGGAACCUGUAUUUGGCAUCUGAAGGGGGAACCUGUGAGCCAUGGAAGCUGGGAAAGUGCUGCAUUUGUUUGUUAUGCUUGGUUUUUUAUCAAUUCUUUAUAAGAACAGAAUGUACAGUCAUUGGAUAAUGCAGACAUAAGUGGUGAGCAUUAACAAAAUAACUAGGGCAUAUGCCACUAAAAGGUAUUUUGAUCGGUCAGAAGCUGUAGAUUGUUAAAAUAUUCACGAAUGAUAGACGUCUUGAAACACCAAGCAAAACAGUAUCGAGGCAAAGCUUACUGCAUUUUCCAAAUGACUCCCUCCUCCCUCCUUUUUUUUCAGCCUUGAAGACUGUGCCUGCCUCCUCCUCUAGUCAUUUUCACUUGUUCAGUGAACAAGGUCUAAAGGUCUGAACACAUUUCUGUGAGGAGGCGGGACUAGCUGACAUAACUAGUACCUGCUGUUAGUCUUAUCCUUCAUGAGUUCAUCUAAUCCCCUUUUAAAGGCACCCAAGAUGGCAGCCAUCACCAUGUCUACACAUAAUGUAUAUUUGCAGAGAUCCUGCCUCUUGUAGAAUUCCUGAUUUUGUUUGAGGAACUAUGCACUAUACAUUCAAAGUGGAAUCAUUCUGCUUUAAACCAUUGUCACUUCCCCAUAUGAAUGCUAGUUUAAGGGGGCCGAGAGUUGUUAGGCAAUCCCUCUUUGUCUCCUAGAGCUGCAAUUCCCUCAAUUAAGAUUGUUGAACCAUUCUUGAGAAUCGUAGCUCUGUGAGGAGAAUAGGGGUCUCCUAACCACACUCAGCACCCUUAACAAACUACACUUCCCAGAACUCUUUGGGGGAAGCCAUGGCUGUUUUAAAGUGCCAUGAUACUGCUUUAAAUGUUUAGUGCAGGUGGGAUUUAACUAUGCAUACAGCCUUCAGAUGCGUAAGGGAGAGGCCAGGAGCUGGGACAGUAGCUGUGAGCCUGAUUCCCCCUUUCUCCAUAUGUUCACUAAACACGUGAAGGGAACUUCUCUUCAACCUAUGACCACGAAUAGUGGCAGUUUGUACUCAGUUCCCUACUGUUUGCAUUUCUGGCUGGCCUAGGAUCGAUUGCUUCUUUUACAUGGAGUUUGGCAUGAGAAUGAGGUGUGGGCUCUCGGUCCCCAUCUCCAUGCAUCAUACAUUUGUAUGAGAGUAGGUGCUCUCCCAAAGGGACACGGGUGGCGCUGUGGGUUAAACCACAGAGCCUAGGGCUUGCCGAUCAGUAGGUCUGCAGUUCGAAUCCCCGUGACGGAGUGAGCUCCCCGUUGCUCGGUCCCUGCUUCUGCCAACCUAGCAGUUCGAAAGCAUGUCAAAGUGUAAGUAGAUAAAUAGGUACCGCUCCAGCGGGAAGGUAAACGGCGUUUCCGUGCGCUGCUCUGGUUUGCCAGAAGCAGCUUAGUCAUGCUGGCCACAUGACCCGGAAGCUGUACGCCGGCUCCCUCGGCCAAUAAAGCGAGAUGAGUGCCGCAACCCCAGAGUUGGUCACGACUGGACCUAAAUGGUCAGGGGUCCCUUUACCUUUACCUUAGGUGCUCUCCCGGAUCAUCUGUCCAUCACAUGCUUAUGAUGUACACAGCUUCUUUGUGUUACUAUUAUUUCUGCAUUUGCUGCAUAAUCAAAGCCUGUCACCCCAACUCUAAAAUAUACAUUGGGAGCCCAUGGCAACACUUGAUAAGAUCUGUGGGUUCUACAUUGGGGUAGUGUGAUAAGUUCUUAGAAGCACUGGCAGCUCAUGGCUUACUCUAAGGAUCUUUGUCAUCUUGCGAUUGUUGGGUUCCGCCAAAAAAGGGUUGAUCGUGAUGAAUUUCAACCUUCCAGCUCUAAAAGCAUUCCAGCGCACUUUGUUUAGCAACUGACUCUGGGAUGAUUUCAUUGCAGGUUUCCAGAUUUAAAGUUAGACACGAGGGUCAGAGUUUAGCUAAUUUAUGUAAGGGGAGAAUGUGACCCGCAGCUCACGGCAAGCAGGCUCCCUGUGCUCCGUGGUUCUCAUUCUUUCAACAUCUCUGCAAUGGAAACUGUUGUUGUGUAAUCACUUUUCUGCAGCACUGAUAGAUGAAUCACUGCUGCAGUACUGAUAGGUGAAUCACUAGAGCAAAGGCAGCCCUGUGGUGUUUUUUCUUUUUUUAAUUGUGGAAAUGUACUGGCUGGGGACGGAGGGGUGGGUGGGCUGUUGACAGUCCAAGAACCAUGUAGGCUACCAGUUUUAAUUCCUCCCCUCUGAGGUAAAAUAAGUACAGCUGCAUCACUCUAAUUCAAAAGCCAGUAGGUCCUGUCAUUAAACAAACUGAAUUGAGUGACCGUGUCGGAUUCUGCUGAACUGCACAAGAGCAUGCUUUUCAAAUGAGGAUUUUUGGGCAUGAAUCUGCACAAAGAGAAGAUUAUCUGAGAUACAGUUCAGAUGUUUUAUUCUAAAUAAGGCUUAAAUGUGGAAUCUUAGUGUUGGAAGAGACCCAAGGGUAAUCUAGUCCAACCCACUGCAAUGCAGGAAUCUCAGCUAAAGCAUCCGUAAUGAUGGAGGGCAAGUAAGGUGCUGCUAUAAACUGAGGGAUGUAGACUAUAUGAGCUUUCUCCCAACCUUGGUAGAAUGUUAUUUCUAUAUCAUUCUCUUUUUUUGGAAAUCAUUUUUUAUUUGAUUUUACAAAUGUAAAUUAAUUGCAAUACCAAAUACAUAUCCAUAAAAUGAGAUUUCUCUGAAUCUCGAGACUCCCCCCCCCAUCCCCUUCAUGGGUUCUAUUGUCAGCCUUUCCAACUGCAUAUUAUUUCAUAGCCUAUGCCUUGCAUCUAUCCAUAUUGUCCAUAGUAUUUGUUACAUUACAAGUGGGAUUAAAAUCCUGCUAAUGUUUUCAUCUGCUUACAGUGGUCUCCUAAAUAAAUUACAAACUCUUCCAAUUCUUUCUUGAAUUUCUUGUCUGCUUGUUCUCUGAGUUUGCCAUUUCAGCAGAGUCUAACAGCUUAGUUUGCCAUUCCUCUCUGGUAGGGAAUUUCUAUUGCAUUAUCCAUACACAUAGCACCUCUUUAAAACUUGUGGAUUUUGUUUUCUCUCUCUAAAUAAAAGCUGAUUUCCAUCCCGCACCUCUGGUGUAGAUUUGUUUUUUAUUUAUUUACCUUAAGGCAUUUGUAGCCAGCUUUUCCCUCCAAGGAGAUCAAAGCAGCAUCAGUAGCAGAUGGGCAUGGUGGGGCAAAGGUGCUUAUCUGACCUCCUGGCAGGUGAGUCAGUGCUGCUUACCAGGGUUUUGGGGAAGGCAGUGCAAACGCAGCAGCAGGAGACUGGAGUGCUGUAUAGGCUCUGCUGGUGCAUUUGCCCCACACUGACCUUAUAGUGCCUGUGCCUCACCUCUUCCUGUAAGCAACAAUGACUCAUCUGCCAGGAGGUCAGGGAAGCCACUCUGCCCCACCACGCCAUUUGCUACUGAAAGCAAAACAUUGAAACCUGGGAGCAAAAAAAUAAAAUAAUAUGAGUAAAAAGGUAAAGGGACCCCUGACCAUUAGGUCCAGUAGCAACCAUAUUAAAUAGAGACCUCAAACAACACAGAGUGUUGCAUCUGUGAGUAUAACCACAGAAAGAAUCCUGCAUUGUAGAAGGAUGGACUAGAUGAUUCUCAGAAAUUGGGGGUGUAUAUUCCUGUCUUGUAUUCGUAGUCCUAUGCAUAUGUACUCAUAAAUAAGUCCCGUUGAGUUCAACGAGGCUUUCCCCACAUAAGUGUGUACCAAAUUGCAGCCUUAAUCUGUGAUGGGAAUUAUUUUGGGCUGUGUCACACAGAACCUUUAUCUCCAGUUCCUCAUUUCCAACUUGCCCUUCUACUGCAAAUUCAGAUCUGGAAAACGUGUGUGUGUGUGUGUGUGUGUACUGGAAGGUAACAUCACUUAUAGAUUUUAUAGAUAGCUGGAUUGUAUAUGUGGUGAAUGGGUUUUGGAGAUGAUGGGAUUUGUGACUAGGUUAGGAGCAAACUGAAGUCACCUAACAAUCCCAUCAUUUCAACCCUUUUGAUGUCUGCUUGUACAGUGGUUUCUGAUCCCCAAACCUUGCCCAGAUGAACCAUAACGCACUGGAAGAUAACACAGUCUAGCUAGUAUUUAUUAUUAUUAUUAUUACUACUACUGUUUAUUAAUUAAAUUUCUGUACCACCCUUUAUCCAAGAACUGCAGGGUAGUUUACAAUAUAAAUACACAAAAAAUACAUACCGUAGUAACAAACAAAAGCAACACACACAGUUUAAAAAGUUUAUGUCACCUUUCAUUAACUUGGGAGCAGGGUGGAUAAAAAUCAAUGCUUAUUUUUUUAAAAUAAAAAAAAUCAGAUUUUUAAAAAUUUAAAUCAGAUUUCUUAAAAUUUAAAUUGGAUUUUUAAAAUAAAAUGCUUUUGGAGGAAAAAUAUUCCUAAAGAUAGUUUUCUAUUUAAGUUACAUUAUAGUCCAAAGGCUAUUCAUCAGGAAAUAAGGAUUUGUUUUAAGUUUUUCAUAUGUGCUAAAACUCAUUCUAAGUUUUCUUUUAAAAAAAUUGUUUAACCACAUCAGUUAACAAACAUGGAUACAGUUGCUAUAAUGUUAUUCUUUCUUUUAGUUAAAUAAAUGGCUUAAAUUGUUAUUAAGGAAAUGAUUAUUUUUCUCCUUCCAAUAAAGUACAGCAGAAAAGUUGUUCAAAUAUAAACAGUUAAUUUAUUAAACCUCACAAUAAUUUCAUAAUUAUCUGUCUAUGCAUUUCUAAUCGUAUAACCAAAUCAGUAAUUUUUGAUAUCACUGUAAAAACUACUCUGAAAAUUUACUAUUCCAAAAAUGAAACCUUCAUCUGGUUGUAAAUAUUAAGCUUAUGCCAGCAAGAACUAGUCUUUCUGUAAAAAAAAAAAGAAUUAAAUCAAGUCUUACUCAGUAGUGAUUUAAAUCGUGAUUUAAGUCAAUUUGAUUUAAAUCAAAUCCACCCUGCUUGGGAGUGCAAGAAUUUGUGGAGCAGGUGGCUCCCCAGAUAUUUCUGGACUAUAGCUCCCAUUGGCAAGGGCUGAUGGCAGUUGGGAGUCCAAACGGAUCCCAGGUCCCCAACUUCUGGCACAAGGAUUUACCUUGACUACUGCUUUGCUAGCAACAGUUCUGAAGUGUCCUGCUUUUGCCUGUAGCUCCUGAUGAUCUUAUGCUGAGAUUUAAAUCAAAUCCACCCUGCUUGGGAGUGCAAGAAUUUGUGGAGCAGGUGAAUAACCUGUGGCUCCCCAGAUAUUUCUGGACUAUAGCUCCCAUUGGCAAGGGCUGAUGGCAGUUGGGAGUCCAGACGGAUCCCAGGUCCCCAACUUCUGGCACAAGGAUUUACCUUGACUACUGCUUUGCUAGCAACAGUUCUGAAGUGUCCUGCUUUUGCCUGUAGCUCCUGAUGAUCUUAUGCUGAGACUCUGCCGAUCGGAGGUGUAUGUGGCUUUGCAGCAAUACCCAGAUGCCCUGGAGGAUUUGGAGGUGCUGUGCAGGCAAAAGCCAGAAGAGAGUGAGGUGAGUUGAAUGUGCAGUUUGAUGUUUUUGUCCCGGACAAGCAUCUGUAUUUGCCCACAGGCAAUCCAUGAAUGUGAUGGAACUGUGUUCUGUAAUAGGCUGAGUGUGCAGUGAGAUACUGUAGCCCUGCAAUCAGGUGAAAAGGGAGCAGUUAAUUAAUGGGCAACUCUUUGCCAAGUUGCCAGGCUCAAUGAUGUUGAAUCUACUAAGCUUAUUAGAAUGCUUCAAAUGAUCCUCCUCCUCCUCCUCUCUCCCUUCCUCCCUGGCUACCGAAAGCCAAAAAAGAUGAAUUCCUUACUACUUCUGGAAUAUUCACAAACUCUGGUGAGGUUUUGGAAGGAAGGCAUUCUGUACUUGAGGGACAGCCGCCAAAAUUGCCUCCCAGUGCACUGUUACUGUCAAAAUUUGGUAGACAGACAGUAAACUUAAGAAAGUGUUACCAGAAUAUUUUAUGGUGCUUGAAUUAUUGGGUGCCAGAGAAGAGGAGCGGCAUUUCAGUCUAUAACAAACAACAACAACCACCACCCAAACACAAAACCCCUCUUGAGCAUCUAAGCUCCAUGAAAUGGCAUCCUUAAAAGAUCCGUUGUACUGUUUGAUGUUUGUAUAUGUAAAUUUGCUUUGACAACGUCUCUGGUUAUUUCUCUUUCCCCGGAAGUAUACAUGGUCAUAUGUUAGAUGGCUGAAAACCUCAUCAAUUGGAGCACUGAUUUUUGAGAAUGGUAUUUGACUAUCGUUCUAUAAAGUAUUAUUACUAUUAGUAUACACCCCAUCUAUAGCUCUCAGGGUGGUACACAACAUAAAAUACAUGAUAGAAACAAGAACAUAUACAGUCGUACCUUGGAAGUUGAAUGGAAUCUGUUCUGGAAAUCCGUUCGACUUCUAAAAUGUUCGGAAACCAAAGCGCAGCUUCUGAUUGGCUGCAGAAGCCCCAUCGGACAUUCUGUUUCCAAAAAUAGUUCGAAAACCAGAACAGUCACUUCGGGUUUAUGGCGUUUGGGAGCCAAAACUUUCAAGAACUAGGCUUUUCGAAAACCAAGGUACGACUGUGAAUGCAAACCAAUAACUGCCCCCUCUCCUGCAGAAUAGGCUUGUGCCAGAGUAGGUAGCAGACAUGCAUCCCAUGAUGAUGGAGAGCUUCUCUUGUGUCUUUUGUAAGGAAACGUUUGGAUCCAUGAUUGUGACAUGGCAUCUGUGUAAUUGCUGUAAGGUACCUCUGUACCUUCAUGGAUCACUGCCUUGCCGUGGCGAAGGGGCUUGAAUAACUCAGAGAAGCUACGAGCUAUGCCGUGCAGGGCCACCCAAGAUGGACAGGUCAUAGUGGAGAGUUUUGACCAAACGUGAUCCACCUGGAGCAGGAAGCGGCAAGCCACUCCAGUAUCCCUGCCAAGAAAACUCCAUGGACAAAGACAACAGGCAUAUAAAACAACAACAACAACAACAACCUCUGUACUCUGUAUAUGCUACAGAUUUUCCCCUUUGCAGCCCAACUUGAACUGAAGCUACAGCGAAUAAUUUGGAGCACGCAGUGUGCAAUGCUAAUUCUUUCUUUGAAUCACCUGAUAUCAUGUGACUUCAUGCGAUCUGACAGAUGGGUGGAGCUGUUUGUUUGUCAAAGUAGCCCACAGGGGAUGAGGAAGUUUUGGAUCUGGCCCAUUAGCCAGAUCCUGCUUCCCCAUCUUUGUGCUAAACCCAAUGUAUCAAGAAGGGUUAGAUAGAUCGUCCAGGAAAUUCUUAUUGUCUUCAAAUUGCCCGGAGAAAACAGAUAGCACAGGUCUAUCAUCGGAGAGCAGAAACAAAUGUGUUCACUUGCUGCACUGUGAAUCUAACUUCUGAAUUGCCAGCAGAUCGCCUGUAGCCAUGGUACAGCUGUUCAUUGGUAAUCCUAAACGUAGACAUUCCUGGCGGCUUUGUUGGGUAGAUCUUCUUCGGAAACACACUAACCAAAUCUGUCAAUGAAGCAUUAGGUUUCAAGGAUAGAAUGUAAACACUCCAUUAUGCUAAUUGGUUCAUCUGUCAAUCCUCGUUAAACUCGGUGUGCCUAGACAACUCUAUUGGGUUAAAAGAAAAACAGCACCCCACCCCAAGAACUUGUCUGGCUUCCUGUCAUACACAAUCUUCAUUCAUUCAGUCAGUCAGUUUCAUAGCUUGUCUGCCAGCAAAUUAAUAAGGCAGAAGCUAUGAAGAGGCUGGAAUUCCUGCAGCGAGCACAAGUUGUGGUGGUGAGCUGAACUGAUGAAGCUGACCAGGUAAAGGUGUUCUGUUUCUUUAAUUGAAACAAUACACAGAUCAGAAGCAUCAGGACUACUUUCAGAGAGAGAAGCAAUGAUUAGCGUGAAAUGGCAUUAGAGUAAAAUAAUUCAUCCGUUGGUUGGGGGUAGGUGAGAUUUUCCAUGGUCUCGGAAUGGGUGACAAGGCUUGUAAAAGUUGAUAAGAAUUAAAAUGGUCUGGAAGUACAAUUGCCUUUUCCCAUAUGAGUCUGCCCUGCUGGCUUCAGAAAACCAACCAUAGGUACCAUGGCUGACCACACAGCCUUUUCAGUGGUGGCAUCCUGUCAUUGAACUAUCCUUCCUAGAUAGAUUUAUGUGGCACCAAUACUACCAUUAUUUAGGCAUGAGCCUGAGAGAUCUAGCGUUACGUUUACAAACUGCGCUUUUUAAAAUCACUAAGACUUUAAAUAGCUUUACACUCCUGCUGUUCUAUUGGGUCUCCUGACUCCUGUUUUGUUUAUUUUGUUCGCUGUUCAUCUCUGUUUUAUUUGUCUACCACAUUAAUUCCAGCAUUUCAUUUGACUAUCCGUUGAUUUGGAGACAUUUCUAGGAAUAGUGACUCACAAACACUUAAAACAAAUUUAUAAUAUGCAGAAUAUGUAUACGUUUGGACUAAGCAAAAAUCUAAGUCCAAACAGGACAAGGAAAUGCAUUGCUUCAAUAAGAUUAUUUGGCUUUUGCUUUGAGGAGGUGGGGGUGUACAGCAGCCACAAGAUUAGGUUCAGACUAAAAUUUUAUCUUUGAUUCAGGCUGCACCGAUCUGAAGACCGCCUAAUUCAACUUGGGGCCUUGAGCCUACUUUGUUUUCCCCAAUCACUAUUGGGAAAUAAUAAUAACAAAGCUACAAAUUUUGUUCCAUUUUGACAGAAGUGGAUGAAGUUUGCAAGCAUAAUAGCCACUCUUUAGUGGAUAAAUCCUACCAAAUUACAGCCAAAUAAGUCCAGCAAUCUUCAUGCCGGAUGUUAUACUCCAAAGGGCUAAAAGUAGUUUUGUGAUUGACAGCUUGUUCAACUAUUGCUGCUUUGGGAGGAAGGGCGGCAUAGAAAUAUAAUAAAUGAAGAAACAAAUAAAUUCCAGGUUUCCCUUACUGUAUUCAACAGGCUUCAACAGCAUCACAAGUAUGAUUUUUGUACUGAUGUAUCUUGGUUAGCAUGUGAAUCAUAAAUAAUUCCCAGUCACUGUUAGGAACAUAUCAUACUGUCUUAUUUUAGACCAUUGUUCCAUCACAUGCAGUGCUGUCUGCACUGUCUGACAGAAGGUCUCCAGUUCCCAGGCCUGACUUGGAGAUGCUGGGGAUUGGACUGGUGCCUUCUGAAUUAUGCCAAAAGCAGCACACUAAGAGAAGAAUAUGGAGGUUCAGGAAGUCUGAAGGCUUUAAAUUAAAAUUCUAUGUUGUCUGCUUCUUUGCAGGUCUUCUUUAGGAAGGGAAAGGUCCUCCUGGAAAUGGGGAAGCAAUCUGAGGCCCUGCUGCAGUUCCAACAUUGCCUCACGCUGAAUCCCAAUUUUCAUGCUGCUCAAUACGAAACAGAAAAGGUAUUUGUUUAUUUUAAAUAAUUUUAUGUUCCUUUAAGGUAAAACUUUCUCAAUGUGGCUUGUAAAACAUAAAAUGUGUGUGUGUAAUACACACACACACAUAUAUGUAUAUUACAGUUUACCUAGACAACACUGUUAAAAUGCACAAUGGCCAUUUGAAUUAGUUUCAGCUUAAAUUUUGGGUAUAAAGAAUUGUUAGCGUUGCCAUGUCUGACACUUUAUUGCCUCCCAGCAAAAUAACACGAGAUUCUUCAUCUGUUUGAUCACGCAGCAUUGCAGCCUCAUGUUUGUGCCUACACAGACUGCUCAAAAACAAAAGAUGGAGUAUUCAUUUUGAUUGGCUGCAAAACCAAAGCUAAACUGGCGCUUCCAUGUUUACACUGCAAACUUCCCUCCCUUUGAUGGCUUGAGCAUGAAAUAAUGCUACAGGACCUUUUAAUAUAAUCACAGCUUUGAACGGAAAUAUUUCAAUAACGGCAGGCUCAAAUGAACCAGACGUUAGUAUUGCUAGGUGUUAAGAGUGUACAGUAAUCUAGGCAACAGGUGCUGUGAGCAUCUGUCAUACUGUUUAAAACAGUUUAGCUCGUGCCAUUAUUAUGGGUUAGGAGUAAAACACUCUGGUGAGGUAGUGUGACUGUUUGCAUUUCAGAACAGUACACCAUUUAUGCUGACAGGGGACUUUAGUUCCUGGAGUGGAAAUCCUCCAAUAAUUUGAUUUCAGGUGGGUUCUUUAACUAUAGUACUACAGUCAAAUAUAUUAGUUAAUGCAUUGUGAUAUAAGUAUAAGCUUCUGCCUUUGCAUCUAGUCUCAUUGCAUGCAUAUUUUUUAAGGCAUGUUGUUAUUGAUCUUUUGGAGCUACAGGAAAGAGUUUUUCUGUCCAGUGAAAGGGAAAGACUAAAAGAAAAACGGUAAACAAACUGGCUUGAAGUCUUGUUUUAGUUGUGGCAUCAAAGACUAUUUUAAUUUGCAUUUAGCUAGCUUAGCCAUUUUUGACUUAAGAAACUCUUAGUAAGAGAGAUAAUGGUAUUUAAAAGCAAGUUCUACCUUGAAGUUUCUUUUCCUUUCAGAAAUAUAGUAACCUGUUUUCUUCUUCUUGCCAGAUUCUCGCGAAUGAUGCCUCCCCUCUUCCAGGCACUGUUAUGGAGCUGAAGAGUGAUGCCAGUCAGAAUUUGAAAGGGUCUAAUUCACGGAAAGAGCUAACUGCCCUUGUGUCUUUUGAAGGAGAACCCCUGCAGGUAAGCAACAUGGAGUGGCAGUACCAAUUACAAGGCUAGCAGCAGCAUGAAAGGGAGGUAUGCAUUUGAAUAUCACUUUGGAUGGGUGUGCACAUCAUAUAGACCACCUAACCAGCAUACAUACUGUGUUUUAGUAAUUUGCUCUUGGAAAUGUUAUUCCUGUGUUCUAAAUCUGCCUCUUGAAUGAGAUUCUACCUUUUUGGAGAACUGAGGGUCUUAAUAAUAGUGGAAAGAAGUAGGCAACUGUUGUUGCAGACAACAACUUUAGAUUUCAAUAAAGCAAAACGUUAGUCAAGAAAUGUGGGGUUUGCAUGUAUGUGCUUUGCAGACUACAACUGUCUUUUCGUGUCUUUCUUCACCUGUAGUCUUUUUGCUUGGUCUGCUCUGGAAAGGAGGUGUUUAAGAGGAUGCUUUUCUUUAUGAAAUAGGAUUUGAAGGGAAGAAAGGAAGUUUGGCUGGGAGAAGAUGCUUCUGAUCACAGCCAAGCGGCACUUUCCAUACCAGAAUGGUUGAGGAAGAAGUCCAAUUCAGGUUUUCCAGCAGAGAAGGAAAGGGGUAAGGAUAUAUAAAAAAACAAUGUUUAGAAGUCAGUAUUACCUGGGGAAAACAAAAGGUGGCUACUUAAAUCUUCAUGGGAGUAUGGUAUCUUAACCACUAUUCUCUAAACUGCACUAGUCAAUUUUUAUAGCUUAUAUUAGGGUGCAAGGUCUUAAUGGAGGAGCAGAGGUCCUGUCUACACAACGUAUGGCAGUGUUUGGAUUGUUAACCCUAGCCUUGCCUGGGGCUCACACACUCCCACUGGUUUGCUUGAAAAAGAGCCAGAUUGCAGCAACUACUGGGUUCAGGGGUGGCUGGUGUGGUGAUGCUAUGGAGCUGGCCAGGCAGCGAUGGUGCUACUUGGAGCAGGGCAGGAUGGCAGUGAGCUGAGGGUAAUUGUGCACAUCGGUGGGAAGGCCAGACUGGCUCUGCCCUUGCCACCCUGCCCUUUUUGCCACUGUGCCCUGCCCCACCACGGCAGGGGUCAGUGAUGCUGCUUCCAGGAGGCUGUCUCCAUAGUCCACAGUGCUCCUCUUGACUGGGUCUGAUGACACAGCAUCCUAUUUGGUGUUGUUGCAGGGAAGGGGGCAUCAAGUUAACUCAGGCUUCCUCAACCUCGGCCCUACAGAUGUUUUGAGACUACAAUUCCCAUCAUCCCUGAUCACUGGUCCUGCUAGCUGGGGAUCAUGGGAGUUGUAGGCCAAAAAUAUCUGGAGGGCCAAUGUUGAGGAAGCCUGAGUUAAGUGUUGCAAUUAUGAGAUGUCAGACACUACGCAGGGCAAGUUUGCAAAAUGCUGUCAGGUGGCAGAUUGCCUCUGCAAAUCCCAAAAGGCCAUUUCACACAUUAUACCGAGGCAUUCAUUCAUUCCUUUUAUUUGUAGGCAGCUUUUCCACACACAAAAAAUCACGCUCAAAGUAGGUUGUAACAAAUAAAUAGGAAUGCAUUUGAAACAAACAAUCCAAAACCAAUUUCGUAACGACAUAAUAAAACAAUAUCAAAUAUAACACACCAAAAACUACAUUCCAAUACCAUAAAUAUAACAACAUGCAGCUUCACAGUUUCAGCUUAGUCCUAGAAACACUCCUUCCAUGAUUUUACUCACAGUCCCUCUCCUGCAGAAGCUUCUUAUAAGUCUUCAAAGGCAAAUGGUGGAGUAGCUGGAAAAACCGCUCCCAUGAUGUUACUAGGUUUGCCACUAAGUUACUAGGUUUGCUACUAACUCCCAUGAUGUUACUAGGUUUGCCACAAAGUUCACAUUCAGCAGGGAUUCACUUUAACCCUCAGGUUUCUACCUAAAAAUGUAUGGUGUGAAGGCACCAUUUAUUGAUGCAGUUUCCCUUGUCGCUCAGGUGUAGCUUGAGACCACUGGUCUGUGGAGGUACAAAGGCAUGGGUUGUUCCAGUAUGACUGUGAUCAUCAUGUGCAAAGCAAAGUUGAUGAAGCUGCCCUGUGGACUUGAGGUGGGGUAAUGUGUGGCAUUCAACAUUUCUCUCUUGCUUUUUCUUUCAUUAACAAAGAUUUUGAAGAAGGGGCAUCGGCAACAGGAGCCAAGUCAACCCAGGAGCAUAAACCAGACUUUGCAGAUCUCUUGAGUACAUCAGACUUGGAAUGUUCUCUUUGCAUACGGUCAGUUUCUAGAGUUGCUGGAUAAAGGAUCACCUGUGCACUUUGACGUGAAAACUUUGUGAUCAGUCAUCUGCUUCACAUUCUAUUUUUUUUUUUAAAUCAUAUUUAUUAAAGUUUCCAAAAAUACAAAGAAGAAAAGAAAAAGAAAAAAAGAUAUUUAAAAACCUUACUUUCAUUACCUACUUUCUGGGACUCCCCCCCUCCCCCCCCCAACUGUAUUCCCCUUUCCUUAAUUUAGUUCUACAAGCUCUCACUCCCAAUUUAAAGCUUAAUUUGUUUAACCCACUAACCAAAUUGAAUUGUACAAAUCUUACCACCGUCCCACAUCAUUAACAAAAGAAGAAAAAAAAGAUUUUCCCCAAGAUCCACCCCAGUUCCUUCCACGAAUUCCCUUUUUUUAAACACGUCCAAUCAAAAUAAAAUGACAUGCGUAAGUUAUGUAAAAAAAAAUAAAAAAUAAAAGAUAUGGAAAAAUUCAAAAAAUGGUUACACAGCCUUUGGAUUUCAAAUCUGCCCCCCUUCCCGGUUUGAAUUCCCCAUAUCCAUCAGUCUAUGCAUUAUCAGCUUGGAAGUCUCAAUUCAUGACCAAAUUUCUCCCCGAUUCCAUCUUGCCGGUUUUCUUUUAAUUUAUUAAUAAUAUGUAACUUCAAAUGUCCAAUCUAACAAAGGCCUUUAAUUUCCUUGAUCUUUACCACUCCUCCCGUUGUUCUUUCCGUGUCGUAAUCAGUCCUUUGUUCUUCUUUUCCUCACUUUCUCAGGUUUCUUGUCCUGUUCAGCUGCUAAAACUUUCUAAUUCAGAAAUCUGGUAUCUCUGCAGAGGUUUGUUAUUCAGGAACAAAAACUUACGUCCAGUCCCUUCCUUUCUUCAAUAGAAAAUUCUAUUAUCUCCUUUAAUGUAAAUACCUCUGUAGACAAAAUACUAUUUCAGUUUUGCAGCUUUCCCAGAAGAUAACAAGUCCUGUGCAAAUCCCGGAGUAUUUUUCCACUUACGACCGUUCUUGUAAUAUCCCGAAACCCCUCUAGGGGGAUUGUAAUAACUUUGUAUCCUUUAAUCCAAAAGUCAAAUUGUUGCUUAUUUUCCAACAGUUUAUAUCCAUAUUGUAGCAAAUUGUAGCAAAAUUGACCGGCAAAGUCCUCAUAACAAAAUCCUCUUUAUAUUCUCCAACUUUGACAGCCACUUUGACAGCUGUCAAAGUCUCCGUCUCUCUUCACCAGGCUCCACGAAUCGCCCCGGUUCCCGGGGGGGGGGGUUGCAUUUUUCUUCUCACCCUCCACUCUUCUCCUCCAGCACAGUUCUUAUAAUUUCCCAUCGUGAAAUUAAUGGUUUUUAUCAAAAAUAUACUUCCCUUUGGACCUUGGUUACCCAGUCCUUGUUUUGGAAUGCUUACAGUAGGGGGGGGGAUUGACUUCCUUUUUAAAUCGCCCCCGCUCGUGCCAAAUCCGAAAUUUUGAACCCGGUUUCCCAAUUACUCACGGGUUGUUGUUAAUAGUCCAAAUUUUCAAUGGAAGAAGUCAGCGCUCUCCGUCGAAUGGCAUGCGGCUGCGCUCGGCAGGGAAAGCAAAGGACUCAAAGCACCACGCCGCUCCCCGGCACCCGAUCCGAAGCCUUUAAAAAGGCUCCUUCACGAGUCGGGAGGGCGCUAAUGGUGCAAGCCGAGUCACCCAUGUCCACGGACUCCGUGCCCGUGGUUUUUAAGGGUCCCCGCGUCGCCGGCGCGGUAGGACCCAGCCCCUGCCAAGCAGACUCCCUCCGGAGCUCGGAGGGAGUCCGCCAUUCGGCGAUGGCGCCAACCCGGAAGUCCAUCUGCUUCACAUUCUAGCCAAAGCUUGAAAGGCGGAGAGUGGAAUGCAAUAUAUAUAAUGGGAGGUGUGAAAAUGACUUUAUAAUAGCAUUUGAGAAUUCAGCGCUUUUCGUCAUCACGGAUGAAAGUGUUGAUAGUCAUUUAUUUAACAAUUUAUUAAAAUACUUACCAUGGCCUCCGUAUACAUAAGGCAAUGCUCAAAUAGAUUUUAUUCAGAGUAGACCCAUUAAAUGGACCUAACUUUAGCAUGUUCAUUAAUCUCAGGGGGUCUGCUAUGAGUAAAACCUAGUUGAAUUAUCACCCAUGAUUUUGAGUCGGGAUACAUACUUCAUAUAAAACAACACAGACACAAAAAUAAUAUAAAAUUAGCAACCCUUAUUUAUUUAUUUCUAGAUUUAUAUCUUGUUUUCUCUCAGUAGAUAGUGUUUUAGACUGUAAACUGCCCUGUGAUCAUUAGAUGAAGGGCGAUAUAGAAAUUUAAUAAUAAAAAUACAGAGAAACUGAGCAAAGCUGAUCCCCUGCAUCUCUGCCUACUUUUGCUGAGUUGUAUGGAAGUAUGAGGUUGGGCUCUGUGCUGGAGCUUUGUGAGAUUGUGAGAUUUGGGUUCAUUUGGAUGUCCAAUUAAACACACACCUUGUCUGCCUUUUUUUAUGAACCUUUUCCAGCCUUUCCUUUUCUCGUUCAUCAAGGAAAUGACAGGGAGAAACCGAUGUGAAUGAUGCCCCAGUGCUGAUCUCUUUCUCUCUCAGGAUUUAAAAGCUUAAUUCUCCCAAGCCUUGCCAAAAGGCUCAUGGCCUGGGGGAUUUAUGCCUGUAAUUAGGCAAUAUCCUUAUUAGCAACUUUGUCACCCAGGCUUAUCCACCUAAACUUUAGUUAAGGGAAAUGAGAUGACCACAUGCCAAUGCAGUCGAGGUGAGGCUUGGUGAUGCUUCCUUCAAAAUGGAAGAAGGACCAAUGGGAAAUGCCACAUGCUGUCGAUGAAAAAUCAGUGGCUCCUUGUGAUGGCCUACAGUGCCUAUUUCUCCUUGUUUUGUAGCAAAGCAAUUUCUUCUCAUGAAUGAGGGUGAUGUUGUGCCUUAUGAACUUCUGAAAAAUUGACAUUGAAAACAUGGUUGGCUUAUACCAGGCCAUGGACAGACAGACAGCAAGCCUUUCUCAGUUAGCUACCCCAUGCCACCUUGGAACAUUCUUGGAUUGCCAUCUUACCACAUAAAUGAGGAGGUGCAUGAUCUGUUGGGUGCACCAGUGGCUGGAACAGUCUGUGUCACAGUUAAAGUGUGUGAUAUUUAUUUUAUUUUUACUUACAGUGGUACCUCGGGUUAAGAACUUAAUUCAUUCUGGAGGUCCGUUCUUAACCUGAAACUGUUUUUAACCUGAGGUACCACUUUAGCAGGUGGCACUGUGGGUUAAACCACAGAGCCUAGGACUUGCCGAUCAGAAGGUCGGUGGUUCGAAUUCCCGCGAUGGGGUGUGCUCCCGUUGCUCAGUUCCUGCUCCUGCCCACCUAGCAGUUCGAAAGCAUGUCAAAGUGCAAGUAGAUAAAUAGGUACCGCUCCAGCGGGAAGGUAAACGGCGUUUCCGUGCGCUGCUCUGGUUCACCAGAAGUGGCUUAGUCAUGCUGGCCACAUGACCCGGAAGCUGUACGCCAGCUCCCUCGGCCAGUAACAUGAGAUGAGCGCCGCAACACCAGAGUCAGUCACGACCGGACCUAAUGGUCAGGGGUCCCUUUACCUUUACCUUUACCACUUUAGCUAAUGGGGCCUCCCUCUGCUGCUGCAGGAUUUCUGUUCUCAUCCUGAAGCAAAGUUCUUAACCCAAGGUACUAUUUCUGGAUUAGCGGAGUCUGUAACCUGAAGUGUCUGUAACCUGAAGCGUCUGUAACCCGAGGUAGCACUGUAUUCAUUAAAUUAGUAGACCGCCCUUUCAUCUGCAGAUCUCAAGGCAGUUCACAACAUAAAAAUACAAUAGGAAAACACCAAAUACCAUAUCUGCCUGAAUAUAAGCUGCGCUUUAUUCCCAAAUGAAUUGCUUGAUGUUAUCAGGCAAAAAGAAAAAGCAAGUUUUAUAUAAAUGCUUGGGAUUUUCAGCAAACAGCGGAUUUGUGCACAUACACACACAACGUGCAAACAUGACUCUUGGAAGACAGUGAAGCAUAACACACAGUACUCCUUUCCCCAUAACAAUGUAAUGAUCUGUACUAGAGAUUUUUCAUUGUUAAGAAAUAAGUCCCUGUAUAUCAGUCAUCAAAAAUUAGCAAUGUGGCUUCAACUACCAAACUUUCUGCAAAUGGACAUAUUUUUUGGUACAUUAAAAAAACAAAACACAACUUAGCCUUGUCUGUGAUGCUGCUUGGGAAUUCUCUUGCCACCUGAAUUUUUCACGUUCCCUUUCUUCCCCUGGUUUUUCUGCAGAAUGUUCUUUGAGCCUGUGACCACACCUUGUGGCCAUACUUUCUGCAAAGAAUGCUUGGAGCGUUGCCUAGAUCAUAGACCCAACUGUCCACUUUGCAAACAGAGCCUCAGAGAGGUAAGAGAAAUCUUGCAGGAUGUGUGCAUAAUGGAGGAAAAGGAAGGUCUGGAUUUGUGUUUAAUUUAACCUGAAUUAGAGCUUUUCUUUGUAGAUUCUAUCACUGUGAGUAGGUGAUGGCAUUUAUUCAAUUCCAUUGUUGACCUGGAUAAUUGUUAGAAAAAGCAGCAUGUUACUUAAGUGAAAUUAUGACAGGUGCAGUGCUAUGGUAGAAAUCACUGCACCUGCUUUCUUGCUAGGAUCAUCAGACCAAAAGGUACUUGGCUCUUCUCCAAGUGCUAAAUCAAUGUGGGUUUGUUGAAUAUUGCCAGGUAUGACUUGCAUAGAUAAUUGUUGAUUAAAUGGAAACAUUAUAUUUGCAUUAGAUGUGGAAAUGAUUAAAUAAUGCUUUCAGCCUCCAAUUAAGAGGGUCCUCUGAGCCACAGGUUUAUUGCUGAGCAGAUGACAUUAUUGAAAUGGGAAAUCACAUAACACAUCCCAUAAUGGAGAAGGGUCAAUAGCAGACACAAGCAAACUGGCCUCCUGUGAACAGGUAGCAAAGUAAUGGAAUAGGAAAGCUAAUCUACAGACACGAGGCAAAUACAGUCCGUCCCCCCACCUUGGAAACAUCAGCUUAAGUUAUUAUAUGAAUGCUAUAGAUAUGGUUUCUGUGGGCCAUAUCCUGCGUAGGUAGAGGUCCCUCCCCCCAUGCAACAGGAUUCACAUGAAGAAAAGAAGCGGUUGACAUGAUGAGUGAACAAUAGCUGUAAUUUCCUGCUUAAAGGAAGCAAUUAAGGAAGACAUUGUCAUAUUACUUCAGAAGUAGGCUGCCUUAUACUGGUGAGACCAUUUGCCUACCUUGAUCAUAGAAGAGUAGAGUUGGAAGGGACCCCCAUUAUCAUCUAGUCCAACCCCCUGCAAUGCAGAACUAUUCCGCUAUCUCAUACAGGUAUUGAACCUGCAACCUUGGCAUUAUUAGCACAACGCUCUAACCAACUGAGCUAUCCAGGACCAGUAUUGUCUACAGUGACUGGCAGUGGUUCUCUAGGUUGUCAGGCAGUAGUCUCUCCUACCUGGAGAUUCUGGGGAUUGCAGAUGCUUUGGCCCUGAGCUACAGCCUUGCCCUGAUUUAAUUCCACAGAGUAAAUGCUCCCACACCUCGGUUUCCAUAUUCUCUCCUUCUUCUACCUGAGUUUUGUGCUUUCUAGACUUACACAUAGACAGGAGCGGCUCACCCUGUGGGCUGGAACCACAGCACUAGCCUCUUGGCAGCAGCGCCACUGCUGUUUACUAGGAGGGGUGGGUUGAUAUCCAUGUCAGAUUUGCUCUGCUGCUGUAGUCAUGCAGCCCUGACCUUUCCACCACUUUGCCCCUCCCAGUAAGUGGCAGUGCCAGGAGGUUUUUCUUUUUUUUUAAAAAAAAUGAUAUUUAUUACUUUUUUAACAUUUCCAACACAAACAAAAAAAGAAAAAACGAAAAAACAAUGCAAAUACAAUACAAAAACGCUACAGAAACUAAAAAAAACAAAUAAAAACAAGCAAAAACAAUUUAAAAUCACCUCAAACAUUUUCAAUAUCUUAUAUUUCAUUCACUUAUUUCCAGCGACCUCCUCCCACCUCCCUUUUUGUAUUCCACUUCUAUUAUUUGUUUCAGCAAAUCCUUUCCAUCUUACUCUGUUUUCUGUUCUAUAAUUAUCUUAACACAUUCUUACCAUACUUUUCCUUUAAUUUUCUAUUAAUCUAUUUAUACCUGAUUCCUUAUGACAUUUCUACUAAAGCCAUAUAAUUUCAUUCCAACAUUUUUCUGACAUUCCUUAGUUUUACAAUAUCUCUAUAAAUGGUCUUUAUAGUGAUAUACAGUGCCAGGAGGUUAUUGCUGCAACUCUGCCUCACUUGGGUGAGGCUCUCCUGAUAGUAGAUACUGGUUUGUUCAUCAUGAAAACAAGAAGAAAGAAGGCUGUGAUGUGUGUUGACUCUAAGUUUUGUUUUUUUUAAUUCUAGGUAGCACAACAUAGACUCUUAUAAUAAGAGGGAACUGAUCUCAAAUAGCGGCAAUAUCAAACAUGAAAAAGGCACAUGCCUUUCUCCUUCAAAUUUUUUAUGUUUUUCUGUUUAAUCUUUUACUGAAAUCUUAAUAAAAAUCAUUAAAAAAACAAAACAAAUUGUGUUUGGAAGCCCUGUAGAUCUUUGUUUGAAAACAUGCUAACCUGGAAUUCGGUUUCUGGUGUUGGGAUGUAUCUGAUUUGUGGUCUUGGCUGUCAAAACUAGAUAAUUACAUUCUGUUAAAAAAAAGAAAAGAAAAACCAUUCUAUUGUCUAGAAAAAUGCACAAGGACCUAUACCUCUCAAAAAAGAAGCCUUCCCCAACCUUGUUUCACCCAUCAUCCCCAGCCAGUAUGGCCAAUGGUCAGGGAUGAUGGUAGUUCCUGUCCAUGGACAUCUAGGGACCCAAGGUUGGGAAAGGCUACUUGAAAUGGUGAAUCCUUAAUACAUGCCAUAAUGAUUUUUCUUCCUCAUAAAAUGAAAGUGAUGCCUUUGGGAAUCAGAUGUGGGGAGAGUGGGAUUAAAGCCAGGUCCUCUUCCUGGGCUUGCCAUAGGCAUCUGGUUAGCCCCUGUGAGAGCUGGAUGCUGGACUAAAUGGGCCUUUGCCGUGAUCCAGCAGGACUUUUCUUACGAUGUUAUGGUUUCUUCCAGUACCUGAGAGCUGGAAAAUACAACACCACUCUUCUGCUGGAGGAGCUCAUGAUGGCUGUCUUCCCUUUACAACUUGCAGACAGGAAACGCGUCCACCAGGCUGAAAUGGCAGAACUUUCAAAGUAAACAGAGACUUUUGCUUUCUGUUUUGUAGUGUCAGGGCUCAGGUCAGGCGUAGGUGAGCAAUAAAACGACAGAUCUCCAGAAGUCAGUAAAGUUAAGUCUUCAUUCAAAGUGAAACAGAAGCACUCUGGCCUAGUACUCCCAGCCACCCUUCUCUGCAGGUCUUUCCCAAUUGAGGCAGGGAUGAGGACUGAAGGACCCCACUUUCCCAGUGUCCACUAAUGCUCCUCUCUCCCAGGGUCUUUCCUAAGCAGUCUCAUACUUCACCUGCACACAACUGAUUUCUGCUCAGCCUGCUUCAUUUCCCCGCAAGUCCUAGGAGAUCAAGGGGAGUUGUGUGGAGCUGGAGUCUCCUGGGCUUCUUCAGUGUCCUGUCUCUCUGCCUCCUGGCCCCACACCUCUCCAGCCCGUUCUUCUGUAUCAGAGUCUGAACUGUCUUCUGCUGCUGGAUAGGCCCAUUUAGCAGGAGGAGGAUAUGGGAGAGCAGUGGCUCCAUGGCUGUAGCAGUGCUUGGGGCCUCAAGCAGUGUUGGGCUCUGGCAGCAAUGCUUCAUGAGGGCCUAGUGUCUCAGGAAUCAGAUAAGAUAGGUAGCAGUUCCAGUGGGCCCUGCCAGGGCAACUAGACCCCAGAAAAUGUGAAAGGUGUGAAAAGGACAUGGAAGUGAAGAGUAAGGGAGAGGAUCAGUCUUCCCCAUUCCUUUGGCAAUGACUGCCUUUCACAGCUGCCUAGAUUCAUUUUGUGUGAGAGAGCUUGUGCCGCAUCUCUAAGUGGUAUAACUUUACAUGUGGAACAUACACCAAUUUGGCACUCUCCAGAUGUUUUGGACUACAACUCCCAUCAUUCCUGAUGGGAAUUGUUGCCUGAAACAUCUGGAGAGCUCCAAUUUAGCGAAUUAUUCACAUGUGCACACGCACAAGUAGAAUUUAUUUUAGCCACACUGAGAGCAUGUAAUUAUGCUUCUUUCUACUUCCUUCUGCAGCUUGACUAAGAAUAUCCCAAUCUUUGUGUGCACAAUGUCCUUUCCAGGCAUUGUGUGUCCCCUUCAUGUGUUUGAGCCUCGCUACCGCCUCAUGAUGCGAAGGUGUCAGGAAACUGGCACAAAGAUGUUUGGCAUGUGUAUGUAUGAGAAUGGGAAGAGGUAAGUGGCAGAGAGAUCCUGGCAGAGUGGCGCUGAUCUCUCUAAUCCCUUUCUUCCUCUAUUGAACUUUAGUUGAGAUUCCUGUAUUGCAAGGAGUUGGACUAGAUGACCCUUAAGGUCCCUUCCAACUCUACAAUUCUACAAUUCUUUUAUUCUAUGAAACCAUCUCAAUAUUGGUUUCCUUCUCUUCAGUUUUGCUGAUUAUGGCUGCAUGCUGGAGAUUCAGAAGAUAGCAUUUCUACCUGACGGACGCUCUUUAGUGGAUACCAUAGGCAGACGGAGGUUCCAUGUUUUGAGACGUGGGCAUAGAGAUGGCUACCACACUGCAGAUAUUGAGUAUCUGGAUGAUGAGAAGGUGAGUAAGGUGUCCCAUGUAGCUUAUGGCUACAGUAAUCAUAACACGGAAUAGGACAGAGGCAAUAAAGUGGCGUCUCCUCCAUUGGCCGUAUAACUUAUGUGCCAGCUUUGGUGAUGGGGUGUAUGUGGAGGCAUUCAUCUUACUGAGUUACUAAAUCAUUGCAAUGACAGGUGCACUUUGUUGAUUGAAAGUUCUGUGCAGGAGAAAUGCAAAACUAGUAGGUUCCAAUUAAGGAACUUGAGCUGAUGUGUUAAUCUGCCUUUCAACUGAUUAAUCAAAUUAAAAUUUCAGACACACAAACGUGCCCUUUUAGGAUACUGAUGGAUGUGGGAGAGCCAAUUUAUUGUUAGAAGGAAAGGCCACCAUUCAGUGCGGAUAAUAGGAGACAUCUUUGAAAACCAAAAUAACCUCAAAAAGGAGAGAAGAAAGCAUGGCAUUAACUCGCAGCUUAACCAGCUAAAAUUUGCCCACUGCCAAUUAGUUACCUAAAGCUUUAGUUGACAUCCCUUUAAAUCAAGGCCUUGUUGUUCGUACAGAGCUUUUCUCCCUCUUUCCGCCCUUCUUAUCCUUCCCCUUCCCCUUCUCCAUCACCUCCACUUCUUUUGUUCUUCCAUCUGCUGCUCUCUCUGCAAAGGUGGAAGGAGAAGAACUGGCUGAGCUUCAAAUUCUUCAUGACUGCACAUACCAGCUAACUCAGAGAUUUUAUGAACAUGGAGACACCACCUUCAGACAGCUUUUGAUGCACCAUGGACCUCUUCCUGAGAAAGAGGAAGAUAUACAGGUAUUGGCGCUUUCUCUCUCCAGGCUCCUAGAAAUGGGAGCUGUCCAGAUUCAAAAGCACAAUGUACUAGUGAAACAGAGGGAAGGGUCAGAAUAGGAGAAAAGUACCUAAUGAUACAGACACUCUCACAUCCCAUUCUGUUUCUCUUUUUGCUGAAAAAUCAUGGGAGAUCCAGUCUUGUUAGAUCUGGAUGCUUCAACAAUGUGCAGAGUGACUUGCACUGGCAUGCAUCCUAUUUCCUGCAAGCCCACCCUAAGAGCCUAAUAGAGCAUAUACAUUGUAGGUUUGCACUGGCCUAGCUGCCUUCCCAAUGGGCAAAAUGCUCACAGGAUUCUACAUACAAGAUGCGUGGACCAUUUAUUAGAUAACAUAAUAAGGUGAGGAACCAGUAGAUGCAUGGCACUCGUGGAUAAAAGCAGCAUUGACUUGCAUUACUACAAGGCUAGUUUUAAAAGCAUUGAAAAAAAUUACCGCAGUUCAUGGAGUUGUGUUGGUUUUGGCCCCUCAUCUCAAACUCCCCUUUAGUGAAGUGACAGUUCGUUGACUCAGCCUAACGGGGAUACUAAUAGCCCAGGCCAUUGUUAAUGUUAUGCUUUUCACACUGUUGAACUGGCUGUGCCUAUGGCGAUGCAAAUGGCCUGCUGCCAAGUUUAGCAACAGCCUUGUUUUGAAAGAGCUCAGGAACAGUGCGAUCAUUUGCAUCCUGUGAUUAAUCUGUUCCAUCUUCUUGCUGGCUUGCCGAGAUGCAGGAAGUUAAGAAAUAGCCUUACUGAGAUCAGUGGACUGUCUCAAAGACCAGUAGCCAAUCUCUACAGGCACCUGCCAAUCUUGGCUAAAUUGUGUGGGGAAAGAACGCAAUAAUAGUGAAGGAAUGAGGCGAAGAUAAGACUUGAUCCAGCGUGAUCAAGUGUUGAAUUUCUGUUUGUAUACCAAAUAAGACUUGGCUAUAUAUUAAAGCACCAAACAGCUCCUCCAGUUCCUUUACAUCAGCCUUUCCCACUGUGGUCCUCCAGGUGUUGUUGAACCACAACUUCCAUCAGUCCCAGCUUUACAUCAUAAGAUUUUCAGAGCAGCCUGCCACUAUGGAUAAAUUGAUGCUUUGCUCUAUGUACCUUAACUGUGGGAAUGGAAAAUUUGGUCCAUUUGUUAACUUGCUACCCAAGGCCACUAAAGUACCAUAACAUUUGACCCCAACCUUGAACUUUAGACCACAAUAUGUAAUCUUCAGGCAUAUUUGAUCAGCCAAGAACAAUUUUACAGAAAACUAAGCUCUUGCAUUGGUCUUUCAAGGGACAUGGGAUGAAUCAAAAUAUUUGUUUUCUUUCCCAAAUUUAUUUCUAGAGCAUAUGUUUAAAAUAUGUGCACACUGCUAAAUAGAUAAAUGGGUCUAUUUACAAGCUUUUCUUAUGGCUUCCCAAGAGACAUUGCCUAAAUUUAUUGCCUGGGAACUAAGCAGGUUUUUUAAAUUACAAAAAAGGAAUAGGAAAAAGGAACUAUUAUGGUAUUUUCUUUUUUGAGCAUGUGGUUCAUUGUUUUGUUACUAGUUUUUUUUUAGUAUGUCAAGUAAAUUGGGUGCUAAGCAGUUUAAGAUUGUUCACUGUUUAAGUUCAUGCAAAGUUUUAAAAAGUAAACUUUUUAAAUGCAAUACAUCCAUUAAAUAUGAACUUUUAAUGCAUAUUUCCCAUGAAAGUAAACUUUAAUUCUUUUGAUGGGAAAUGCAGAUUGCAGUAUUGGUUGUGUGAUUUCCUAGAGAAAGGGUACUUAAUAUUUGGUCAAUGGACAGUCGUUGGAGGGCUUCUGUUUCCAUAUCCAUGGAACCAAUACACUCUCAUCCCUAUUCAUGCAUUUUCCACAAGAUGCUUCAUCUUGGGCUGUGCAGCAGAGGCAAGAAGAGAAGUCUGUAGAAGGAUUUACUACCUGAUGUAUUUUUAAAAAUCCUGGAAGUGAAGGACUUUCCCAAUCAGUCCUGCAGCUAUUUUCUAAUUCAUGGUGGUAAUGGGUGGGCUUCUUUGCACUGCUAGUUCUUCUUAUUAAAUGAGUGCACAAUCUAUGUACCUGUGUACACAAAUAGGUGAGCUGUACCAAUCAACUUGCAUAUUUUUUCAUACAAACACUUGUACAUAUGUAGAGACAGUUUGUUCCUUCAUUCAGUAUAGCAUGUGAAGAAGCCUGUUAAUUUGGGUAGAUUCUUUUGUCAAAUUCUACUCAGUUGGUUGGUUAAUUAAUUAAAGUACAGGAAUUAUUAUCUUGUUGAACAGCACAAAACCUGCAUAUCUUUAUUCUGAAGCAAUAUGGAAGUAGGAAUUACAGCUCUGAAAGAAGGAACUCUUUCCUAUUCUCAGGAGUUCUCAGCCCUUAUCCUGAUCUUAAGUGGGGAAGGGGCACAUUUGGUUUGGUUCCUGUUGUUAUUUUUGGUUUGGUUCCUGACGUUAUGUUCCCCCUUACUGUUCUUAUUUAGAUAAUUUCUAGGCAACCUUUCAAUAUAGUACUCCCAGAGCAGCAUACAACCUGUGAGAUGCUUACAUUGAAAAGGCGUAAGAACGAAACAAAGAUAAAAAGCACAGAAACAACAGCUGUAUGUUUCUGAAGAGUAAUAUCAUAAAAUUAAUUGAAGGAUUCUAUUUAUUUAAGAAAUUUAUGUCAGAAGCUCAUGGGGUGGGCUUACAGCUUAGUAACAUAAUAAACAAGACAAGAUGCAUACAUCAGCCAUCACUGUUGCAGGUGGGGAAUGCAGACUAAUUAGCCAAAGAAGGAACAAUCCCUUUAUGCUACUUGGUGUUGCCAGAUUUGUUGCCCUCAGUUACUGCAACAGAACAGGCCAUAACUGAUUCCUCCAUGAAGUGAUAUGGAACCCCUAGCACAAUGAGUUAAUGUAUUUUCCCUUGUUUUCUCACAAGGCAUCUCCAGAUGGACCACUUUGGUGUUGGUGGCUUAUCUCCAUCUUGCCCCUUGACUUGACCCGCAAAUUGACGAUCUUUUCUGAGACCUCCCUGAAGGCUCGUCUCACUCAGCUGAAGCAUAUUCUGAAUGUCAUUCUGGAAAGUCGUGACUACAACAGCUAAUUCUCAAGCCUCAUUCCCAAGAGAAGUUGUGUGCGUAUGCAUAUAUAUAUAUACAUAUAUGCAGAAACAAAGUGGGUUUUUGCUGUAUUCACCUACCAGUUUUCUUUCUGGGGUUGGGGUAAAGCCUUAACCUGUUCUUCUAUUUCUUUAUUUCUUCUGUGUGUUUCAGUUACUUCUUUUCAUUGUAGAACUGACCAGCAAUAGGCCAUGAACCAGAUAACUGAAACUGUUGUGCAAUAGUAGCAAGAUUCAAUAGCAAAGAUGUACCGUCCACAGGAAAUAUCCCUUGAAAGACUUUCAGUUGGCCUUGUUGGGUCUAAAAGAAUGCAGUGAUCUAGAUGUGAAAUCUGUCAAAGAAACCUGACUACCAUUGUGCUAAGUGAAGAAACUUCUGAGCAACUACAUCCCUUGAAAGCAAAAACCAAAACCCCACCAUGAAUGCUAGGACUUCCUGGGCUUUGUCCUCUUAUGUCAUUUAAUGAUGCUUGUGUACAAUUAUUCAAAGCUCUACAAAAUGUAUAUUGUGUAUAUUGUGCCAUUUCUUCAACUUCAACUUAAGCAAUCUGCUUGAAGUUACAGAGUAGGAUAGAGAAAGACAGGAUCAAUACAGGUAUCUGUAUUUUCUUUUCUUCGGUUGUUACCUCAGAAGGGAGCGACUUUCCUCAAGGCCACAAUGCAGGAGCAAAGAGUUAAAGCCUCUCCCUUGCACCUCAGCCUCAAUUCAAAUUGCACCCCUUGACCCUGCUAGCUGCAUUUUAACUAAAGAAAAAUUCUGUGGGAGAAUACACCACAGGAGUCAUGUGUGGCUUGGCCCUUAAGACAUUGUGAAGAGAAGAAAACUGUGGAGAACAAGGGCAUAGCCAGGGAUAGAGAAAUUGUGGACCUCCCAAUGUUGUUGGACUGGAACUCCCAUUAACUGUAGCUAGUGUGGCCAAUGGUCAGGGAAUAUUAGCAACAAUAGCCAAAGAUUUCCCACCCCUGCUGUAGUCAUGUGAUAACCCCCCCCAACUACUUCUACAUAAUGUGGAAGUAACACUCCAAAGCGGUAUAAUUAGGGAAAGGCUGUUCAUGAAUAAAACAAUGUAACUUCUAAAAGAUGACUGCAGAGAGAUUUGAAGAAGAAAAUUUAAAUUCUGGAAAUCACUUCUACGGAAUGGAGCAAAGAGCUAAAACAGUUGCUGUGGUCUAACAUGUAUUGGCCAAGAAUCACCCUACAUUUGAGAGCAUCAACCAACAAGGCUAAGGCUUCAGCUCUGUUGCACUGCCUAGUUAUUGUGUGCCUGGCUAGGCAAUUACGUGAAAUACAAAAACACAUUGAAAUGCCAGCUGAUUAUGAGUUUUUGUAACCAAGGCACUACUUCAUCUGAUACUGUAGGAGAUGGUCACAUAAAUGUAUCCAGUAUAGGAAUCUGCUUUGCAAGCUAUGAGUGGUCAUGCAUUUUGUUGGUCUUUUAAGGUGCUACAGACCUCUUACCUACAUAGAAGAUGGGAAUGUUGUGGUGCUGAUAAUAUCAAGGUUGCAGGCUGGACAUCUGUUUGGGACAGCUGCAUAUUCCUUCAUUGCAGGGGGUUAGACUAGAUGAUUCUCAUGGUCCCUUCGAAUGCUACCAUUCUAUGAUUAACAAUUAUUAGGCCAAAUCAGUGCUUUUCUUCUAGAAAAAAAGGUGCUGAUGGUGCGUACCCUUCAGUACCCUCAGAUAAAAAGCACUUGACAGAAUGACCUCAACUGCCACCCAACUGAAGGACAUAGAUGUGAGGAAUGAGCAACAAAGCUUGAUUACAACUGUCCUGUUAUUAACGUCUUCAGAUUUCUAGCUCUGUUGCUUUUUGGUUGACCUUAAAUUUUCCCCCCAUGACACUGAAUAAUAGUGUUGCAGGUCCUCUUAUUUAGAAAGAAGAAUUAAGACUUUAUUGUAGGCAGGUGAACCUUCUGUUCAGAAAACCAAAUUAUUUUGACAGAUUGUCCAAUAAUUGCCACAUUACAAUUAGCAAAGCACAUGUUCACCAUCUCCUGGGCAACCACAAUCCUUCCUACUAGGUUCAUCUGCCUAACCACCUGGUAAUAGGAUAGGAAUGGUUCAAAGAGAAAGGAGAGAACUUGUUGAAAAUCACCCAAGCAAAUCAGUAUUAUGACAACAUGUCUGGAAAUGGUUGCUGUCUUGAGUCAAGUUGAGGACACUGUUAUGCGAGUAAAAAGGGUGGUGUAAGUCAAAUUUUAUUUUAUUAGCUCGUUUCCUUUCUGCCAGGCUUAUCCUGGCUCAACGGGCAGUAGCCCUGCUCCUAAAUGGAAUUUGGAACGGGGCUAUAGUUCCACUAGCUUCCUAAACUUAGGAUUGCUCUGCUUAUCAGAUAACGUAGGGAGUGCCAAGCUACCAAAAUGCCUAUGGGUGUGAGUUUUGGGCCAUGUCUAGCGUUUCUCCAUAUUUGUAACCUCUGCUUUCUCACAGGAUGCAAGUGUCUUACAGUCUGAAAGCUUCUGAAUCUGGAAUCUGCACUGUGUUUGGAAGGUUUAGUAUACAGACUUGAAAGGUCAUCAUGUUAGUUCCUAGAAAGCACAGGUCCGAGCAGUUCUCUGCUUAUCCUGGACUUUGUAUGAACGAGUCAAAGUGGUUUUGCCUUUGCCUGGCUGCUUUCCCCUGGAAAACCUGCUCUUUAGUACUAAAUUGGAGCAAAUGGCAAUCCACAGAAAACCCAAUUGCUGCUUGUUCCAAUCCAUUGCUAAUCUGUAGGUUUUCCCAGGGGAAAGGAGCAGGGUAAACAUAAGUGUGAAUGAGUCCUCUGUUCUUAAAAACACAAGGAGAAGAAAACCAGUACUUUAAGUUACCAUUGUAAUUAUUUAUUUUUCAUUGCCUGCUUAAACUUCGCUGCAAAUGUUGUUUUCUUUAAUGGAUUGCAAAGGAACAGAGAACAUCAACAUCGUCUAGUGUCCUGAAUUUUUCUGUGGUGGGUGGCUAGGCUGGUUCUUUUUUUCAUCUUGAAUUUCAUUCUGUAUUUAUUUGGAAGCAUCUGGAGAGAUAUUAUUUACAUUAUAAGCCAUGCAGCAUUUUGACAUGGUUCUCCAGCCAAUCACAGUAUCUGUCCCAUUAGCUAAAAGUCCUAAGUCAGGAUAAGUGAUAUUUAUUUAUAGAGUAUAAUUGAGAUUCCGCAGCCUCGCUGCCUGUUUUGUCAUGCUGGCAUCAGCUGUUUAUUUCUUUCAAAUGUCUUGUUCUAAAGCAUUUGAGUCGAGCCCAUUCUUCUGUACAAUGUGCCUCAUUAAGGGGAAUAAUAAGCUUCUGCAACCAAAGAUGUUAAAUGAUGCUUAAAAGGGAUGGGGCAAAGUUGGGUUCUUGAAAUCAGUACUAGUUUCUUUUCAACAUGUAAAAAUAAAAUAAAAUCCUCUGGUUCAUUUCGAGUAUCUAGGAAGUUUGUAUGAUAGACACUUUAACGCUGACUUCCCAGAGGCAUUUUCAUACACGGAGGUGUCAGUGUAACAGCUUGGUAGCCUCAACCUUCAGUCUUUUUGUACAUGGCAAGCCAGUCUGUGUGGGGAACUGCUGUCCGUCCUGCACCAUGUGGAGCAGUCUCUUGUUCAAAGCUGGCUGCUUGGCCUUUGCAGUCCAACCUUGUGUCUCCACAAGGAGGGUAAAAAAGGGAGCCAAUUAGCAUUGGAGUCUUAUGGAUGCUAGGCCUGUUCACGUGGCCUUGGAAUUAUGGGUAAGGAGAAGUGAGGCUAUCCCAGCAAUGGAGUGGGAAUAGGGUGAAUGCCUCUUUUGUAUAUAUAUCCCUGUUAUGGAAGGGAUUUGCUGCUGCUGCUUGCUUCACAUGCUAUAGGAAAUGGAAAUAUGAAGGGAGUGUUUAAAACCACUGACAAACGCACAAGUUUUUUCUUAACUGGAAAGUGCCUUUUUUCAGGGUGGAGCUACUUCAGAGCCAGGCCAGGUUGAAGGAAGAGAGGGUGGCAGCAGUUGUUUUACUGACCCUCUGGCAGUUAGGAUUUCUCAAACUGCAUAGUCAACCAGCAGAUAUACUCAUCCUGCUUGUGUGUGUUUGUUUUAACCCCACAUGGACUUCCUUGUUUCCCUCUUUUCCCCCAAAUCUGUAAAUGUGGGUGUGGAUCGUAUUUAAAAUGUGUUUGUGUGCUCUCUCUUCAUUGCAAAAUUAUUACUUAGAGAAACUGAGGCUGUGGUCCUAUAUACAGUUACCCAGGAGUAAGUCUCAUUUAAUUCAGUGAGACUCACUGCUGGGAAAGUGCGUUUCAGAUUCCACUGUUAGUGAGCUGUUUAUUUUACCUGGUAGGAAAUGUGUUAGGGAAUUAUUCCACUCCGAAUUCAUUUGAAUUUGUAUCUUUUUAUUCCCUGCUGGUCUAAUUAUUAUUAUUAUUUUCUUAUCAAACUAAUAAACUUUUGUGUUUUUGAGCACAG